AUGACUCUGGCCCUCGGUCCCGUUAUGAGGGGUGUCCAUGCGGCACUCGCUGGACGCAACUACCCCGUCAUUGUGUGGGGAGAGGAGGCCUUGAGGAAACUUGGGGCGAGAAUCCCGCCUGGAAUGGACCAUGAACUCAUGCUGGUGCUCGAGAGCGGCGACAUGGCGGACGCUGGCGCGCGGCUCCAAAAUGGGGGCUUCCAACACGUGCCCUGGUCGUUUGGGCUCGACGUCGAGCGCCGCACCCACAUGGAUGCCGAGACCAACGUCAGGAUCAUGAACGACUUUCACUCGUUUGAUAUGUGUUCCCAGCGCUACGUUUACAGGCCGGGGUGGAUCUCGGACUUUGAGGGAACGAUCAAGGUGGCCCUCAUCCCCGCGGCGUACGCUAAUAUUAGCCUUGCGAUGGACCCUGCGCAUGACUUUGAGGCAAUCUGCGGCUUCCACUGGCCGAAGCCUGGCAGGCUCAUGAUCAGCUUCAUCAAGACGCUGGUCACCGAGCCCAUGGUCGGCUCCUGGAAGCAUCUGCUGGCGAUGUGGGCGGGCUUCUGGCUGUACCAUGGGAAGAAGCUGCCAGAUACAAUCAUGGACAACUGCAACAACGGGCUGGCCAGGCGCUACUUUGAGGUCUGUAUCCGGCCCAUGCAGUUUGCCCAGCUUGAGCUUCCGGUGGGGAUGGAGCAUCAAUUUGUUGGUAUGUACAACCCAGAACAUUUUCGUUGA
This is a messenger RNA of Clonostachys solani, 723 nucleotides long. Lineage: Eukaryota; Fungi; Ascomycota; Sordariomycetes; Hypocreales; Bionectriaceae. The record is from the annotation of a GenBank genome assembly.